UUUCUUUUUUCUGUCCCGGAUUUAAGUCAUCUCUUCCUUUUCUAUCACACCCCAGGCCUCAUUUUCCCAUUUGAACUCGGUGGCUUUAAAGUAUGACCUAUGGCCAGGGUCUCUUCCAGCUCCUUACCCUGCCCCCACCAGAGGUUUCCCACUCUCCCCAGCUGCUGACCCAACCUGCUCCCCUAGAGGAAGCUGCAUCUCAGGGCCAGGAACUGGAGCUAGUGUGUGUUGGGGGUGGUGAGGGUGGGUCCAUGUGGUCCAGUCUCCUUUCACUGGUUCUGUCCUGCUUCCCUGCAAUGGCCGGGUGGUCUGCAGGCCUUGGGUCUGAGCUCUUAUUUCUCCUACGUGCCUCUCCUCACAUCCCUCCCCCACCCCCGGCCGUUUUUGCCUUUUCUUCCCCGGACUUGCAGAAAAGGGUCCAGCAUGGUUAGAGUGUGCAUGAGGGAGAAGUAGAGAGACCUUCCCUGGUUCUAGGGUACAAUGGGGGGCCCCGGAGAGGAGCAGCGGGCUGAGGAGCCACAGAUGACUGGGAUUUCCCUCUCUGGCCCCUGGGAAUCUGGGCUCCAAGCAGCACAUUCCAGCCGGCUCCAGCUCCUUUUCUGCUGUCACUUGACUCCGCUGGGCCCCAGCCCUGCGUCCCUCCUACUCCUCCAGCCCUGGUCUGGGACGAGGUGGGCAUCACCGACUAGGAAUGUUUCCUGGGAGAAUGAGAAAGGGUCAAAGGCUUCAAGACUCUAGUUUCUUCCACACCUUUCAUGGACCUUUCAUGGGGCUGUUUGAGUCUGGGCCGUGGAAUGUCCCACAGGGUGUGAGGAGCUGAAGCUUCGCUCGUCCGGGUCUUCCCCAGAGCGGCCCUCCUGGGAGGAGGGGCUGUCACCAGCGCAGAGAUGCUGUCCCCUCCUCCAUAGGCCAGAGGGAUCAGGAGCGAUGGGGACAGGGACCCUCUCAUCUCUCCUGCUGCUGCUACUCUUGGUGACAAUUGGAGAUGCUGACAUGAAGGGACAUUUUGACCCAGCCAAGUGCCGCUAUGCCCUGGGCAUGCAGGACCGCACCAUUCCAGACAGCGAUAUCUCUGUGUCCAGCUCCUGGUCGGACUCUACCGCCGCCCGCCACAGCAGGCUGGAAAGCAGUGAUGGAGAUGGGGCUUGGUGCCCUGCAGGGCCUGUGUUCCCCAAAGAAGAGGAGUACCUGCAGGUGGACCUUCGUAGGCUACACCUGGUGGCUCUGGUGGGCACCCAGGGCCGCCAUGCUGGGGGUCUGGGCAAAGAGUUCUCCCGAAGCUACCGGUUGCGUUACUCCCGAGAUGGCCGACGAUGGAUGGACUGGAAAGACAGAUGGGGUCAGGAGGUGAUUUCGGGUAACGAGGAUCCUGGGGGAGUGGUGCUGAAGGAUCUCGGGCCCCCCAUGGUGGCCCGGCUGGUCCGUUUCUACCCCAGGGCUGACCGGGUCAUGAGUGUCUGUCUUCGGGUGGAGCUCUAUGGCUGCCUCUGGCGGGACGGACUCUUGUCCUAUACAGCCCCCGUGGGGCAGACCAUGCAAUUAUCUGAGAUGGUGUAUCUCAAUGAUUCCACUUACGAUGGAUAUACUGCUGGAGGGCUGCAGUACGGUGGUCUGGGCCAACUGGCAGACGGCGUGGUGGGGCUGGAUGAUUUCAGGCAGAGCCAGGAGCUGCGGGUUUGGCCAGGCUAUGACUAUGUGGGAUGGAGCAACCAUAGCUUCCCCAGCGGCUACGUGGAGAUGGAGUUUGAGUUUGACCGGCUGAGGUCUUUCCAGACCAUGCAGGUCCACUGUAACAACAUGCACACUCUGGGAGCCCGCCUCCCAGGCGGGGUGGAAUGCCGGUUUAAAAGGGGUCCGGCCAUGGCCUGGGAAGGAGAGCCUGUACGCCAUGCCCUGGGGGGUAGCCUUGGAGACCCCAGAGCCAGGGCCAUCUCGGUGCCCCUGGGUGGUCACGUGGGCCGCUUCCUGCAGUGCAGAUUCCUCUUUGCAGGACCCUGGUUACUCUUCAGUGAGAUCUCUUUCAUCUCGGAUGUGGUGAACGACUCGUCUGACACCUUCCCACCAGCCCCCUGGUGGCCGCCUGGCCCGCCUCCCACCAACUUCAGCAGCUUGGAGCUGGAGCCCCGGGGUCAACAGCCUGUGGCCAAGGCGGAGGGGAGCCCAACUGCCAUCCUCAUUGGCUGCCUGGUGGCCAUCAUCCUUCUCCUCCUCCUUAUCAUUGCCCUGAUGCUCUGGAGGCUGCACUGGCGCCGGCUGCUCAGCAAGGCAGAGCGCCGGGUGUUGGAGGAGGAGCUGACGGUUCACCUCUCUGUCCCUGGGGACACCAUCCUCAUCAACAACCGCCCAGGGCCCCGAGAGCCACCCCCUUACCAGGAACCCCGGCCUCGGGGGACUCCAACUCACUCUGCGCCCUGCGUCCCCAAUGGCUCUGCGUUGCUGCUCUCCAAUCCGGCCUACCGCCUCCUUCUGGCCACUUACGCCCGUCCCCCUCGAGGCCCGGGCCCCCCCACACCCGCCUGGGCCAAACCCACCAACACCCAGGCCUGCAGUGGGGACUACAUGGAGCCCGAGAAGCCGGGCGCCCCACUUCUACCCCCACCUCCCCAGAACAGCGUCCCCCAUUACGCCGAGGCUGACAUUGUCACCCUGCAGGGCGUCACAGGGGGCAACACCUACGCUGUUCCCGCACUGCCCCCAGGGGCGGUUGGGGAUGGGCCCCCCAGAGUGGAUUUCCCUCGGUCACGGCUCCGUUUCAAGGAGAAGCUCGGCGAGGGCCAAUUUGGGGAGGUACAUCUCUGUGAAGUAGAGGACCCUCAAGAUCUGGUCACUAGUGACUUCCCUAUCAGUGUGCAAAAGGGACACCCCUUGCUGGUGGCAGUGAAGAUCCUCCGGCCAGAUGCCACCAAAAAUGCCAGGAAUGACUUCCUGAAGGAGGUAAAGAUCAUGUCACGGCUGAAGGACCCAAACAUCAUCCGGCUCCUGGGUGUGUGUGUGCAGGAUGACCCUCUCUGCAUGAUUACAGACUACAUGGAGAACGGUGACCUGAACCAAUUCCUCAGUGCCCACCAGCUGGAGAACAAGGUCACUCAGGGGCUUCCUGGGGACAGAGAGUCUGACCAGGGGCCCACAAUCAGCUACCCUAUGCUGUUACACGUGGGGGCCCAGAUCGCCUCUGGCAUGCGAUAUCUGGCCACCCUUAACUUUGUGCAUCGGGACCUGGCCACCCGGAACUGCUUGGUUGGGGAAAAUUUCACCAUCAAAAUCGCCGACUUUGGCAUGAGCCGGAAUCUCUACGCUGGGGAUUAUUACCGUGUACAGGGCCGGGCAGUGCUGCCCAUCAGGUGGAUGGCCUGGGAGUGUAUCCUCAUGGGGAAGUUCACAACAGCCAGUGAUGUGUGGGCCUUCGGAGUGACCCUGUGGGAGGUGCUUAUGCUCUGCAGGUCACAGCCCUUCGGGCAACUCACAGACGAGCAGGUCAUCGAGAACGCCGGCGAGUUCUUCAGGGACCAGGGCCGGCAGGUAUACUUAUCCAGGCCACCCGCCUGCCCGCAGACCUUGUAUGAGCUGAUGCUCCGGUGUUGGAGCCGGGAGCCGGAGCAGCGGCCGCCCUUCUCCCAGCUUCAUCGGUUCCUGGCGGAUGAUGCACUCAACACAGUGUAAACUAAGGACCUGGCAGCCCUUUUUCACUGGGAGCCAUCCAGGGGAAGCUGGACACUAAAACCAGAGAAGCCUAUGGCACCCCGCCCACCAUCUCCCCGACUUGCCCAUUCCCAAGAGGCAGUGUCUCUGCAGGUGGGCUGGGCCCGCCCAGGGAACCGAAGACUCUGUUACCAGAUACGUGCUCCCUUCCUGUUCUUCCUCCCACCUGCCAAGCUCCACCCACCCAGCUGGCCCUGUGGUUGGGAUCCUGCCUGACUUCUUCCAGCUAUCCCCUAGGGAAAGACAGGGGCGAAUGCUGGGCACACACUGGACAAGGCCCACUGGACAACACUGGUUCCUGGGAGGUGACGGUACCCCCCAGCUUCUUCUUGUCACACACUGGACACCGCCAGAAUUGAGGGGGACGAGGGGGACAAGGAAGGCCAACCCUCUACAAUGGUCCUCAGCCCUGGCUUCCUUCUGCACCCUCCGCCUCUGACACACUGGACCUGGGGGUGACCCCUGCUGUGAUCCUCAGUCAAACACCCCUCCUUCCUACCUACCACCAUGUUGCCGCUAGAACUUCCGCAAAGCCUCUGCGUUCCUGUGGAGUAAAUAUUAGGAUGGGGAACAGAUGGAGCAGUAGCCCGAGGCCGGGGGGUGGGGAUUUCUCUUGUAGCUACCACAUUGGUUUUUCUAUAAUCACGUGGGGUUUGUACAUUUUUUGGGGGGAGAGACACAGAUUUUUACACUAAUAUAUGGACCUAGCUCGAGGCAGUUUUAAUCUCCUGCUCUAGGCAGGUAAUAAUAAAAGUUGAGUUUUUUGUUUUUUUUUUUCCACA
This is a messenger RNA of Rattus norvegicus (Norway rat), 4481 nucleotides long. RefSeq names its product discoidin domain receptor tyrosine kinase 1 (gene Ddr1). The record is from RefSeq and is a predicted model, not a curated record. Gene Ontology annotation, cellular component: plasma membrane; membrane. Gene Ontology annotation, molecular function: protein kinase activity; transmembrane receptor protein tyrosine kinase activity; ATP binding. Lineage: Eukaryota; Metazoa; Chordata; Mammalia; Rodentia; Muridae. Gene Ontology annotation, biological process: cell surface receptor protein tyrosine kinase signaling pathway; collagen-activated tyrosine kinase receptor signaling pathway; animal gross anatomical part developmental process.